GUUUUCUCUCUAAUGAAAGGGGAUGUGGCGAUUAGUGGAUGCUGCUGUUAUUGUCCUCUAGAUGGCAGUAGUGCUGAGCACACAGUUAGCAGAGGCAUUAUCCGAGUAAAAGCUCAGAGCAAGGAAAACUCGUGUGGAGGUUCAGUGCUGAAGAAAUCACGACAACACACUCCAGCUUUUAUAUUGAACCUUCUGCUGCCAGACUGUUUAUCUGACGGACACUUCAGCUGCUUGCCUUUAUUCAGUAUAUAUUGGGGCUCAACUGUAAAUUCCUCUACAGAAGCGAUCAGGAACGCUGGACUUUGUUAUUUCAGCUGAUAUUUCAUACACAAACAGGCCUGAUGGAGGAGACACACCAUGUUAAAAUGAGAGAAAAAACAAAAUCACUGAAGAGAAAAGACAGAAAACGUGUCACCUGCACUCAGUGUGGGAAGAGUCUGGCAAACAAAGAGAAUCUCAAGAGCCACAUGCGGAUCCACACUGGAGAGAAACCAGUCACAUGUUCUCAGUGUGGGAUGAGUUUCAGAGAUGCAUCAAACCUUAGUAGACACAUGUUGAUCCACACUGGAGAGAAAACACACAAGUGUGAUCAGUGCGGAAAAUCAUUUCUGUUGGCUUCAAGCCUGAAUGAUCACCUUAGAGUUCAUGCAACUGAGAAGCCUUCAUGCUCUGUGUGUGGAAAGAGUUUUGCAUACGAAGGAAAUUUAAGAAAACAUCAGAAGAUCCACACCGGUGUGAGAGAGUAUGUGUGCUCUGAGUGUGGGAAGACUUUUAUUACAUCUACAAGCUUACAACAACACCAGAUGAUUCACACUGGAGAGAAACCUUAUAUAUGUUCACACUGCAGCAUGAGAUUUAGUCAGUUUUCACAUCUGAAAAUACACGAGAGGAUUCACACUGGAGAGAAACCGUACAAGUGUUCACACUGCGACAAGAGAUUUACUCAGUUGGGAAGCCAGAAAACACAUGAGAGGACUCACACUGGAGAGAAACUGUACAAGUGUUCACACUGCGACAAGAGAUUCAGUCAGUCAUCACAAAUGAAAUCACAUGAGAGGAUUCACACUGGAGAGAAACCGUACAUGUGUUCACACUGCGACAUGAGAUUCAGUCAGUCAUCACAAAUGAAAUCACAUGAGAGGAUUCACACGGGAGAGAAACCAUACAAGUGUUUACACUGUGACAAAAGAUUCAAUCAGUCAGGAAGCCAGAAAAGACAUGAGAGGAUUCACACUGGAGAGAAACCGUACAAGUGUUCCCACUGCGACAUGAGAUUCAGUCAGUUAAGAAGCCUGCAAAUACAUGAGAGGACUCACACUGGAGAAAAACAAGUGAGAUUCAGUCAGUCAGAAACAUUGAAAAACACACAAGAGUGUCACGUCUGAGAGUAACCUUAACAGAUAUGCAAACUUGCAGUAUUGAUGGGUUGUUCUGGAACAAAUCUUUAAUGUGACUCUGCAGUAACGAGUCCUUUCAGAGUGAUUCUUUCAUUGCUGUAUGUGCAGAUAGGGGAAUAGUUCAAGAGGUCAAUAGUUAAAUCAAUAUUUUUAUCUGGAAGAGCUCAACUCUUUCAGUAUUCACGGCACCCAAAAUGUGUUAAACCCUGUCAAUACACAUUUAAAAGAUAUUAAAGAAUGUUUUGUUCUUUAAGUUUAGGAUAAUUCAUUAAUAUAGAUCGAUUAAAACAUUCUACAAUGGCAGUCCACAGAACCAUUUAUGGGAAAUGUUUGAAAUUUCCAAAUGAAAUGCUGCUGAAAACACAGCAGAAAUCUACCAUUGAUUUACUGUAGUUGUAGUUCUACUGAGUGGUGCGCUUUGGUACAUUUUUAUGGCCGUUUCCACUGUUAAAGAGUACCAAAAGGCGAGCUAGACCCACAGCUGAACGCUAUUGGUUUAUAGAGACACGUCACCAUCGCAUACACAAGCAGAAGAAUUAAAAACAAAGAAACCGCCAUUUUAAAAACACAGCCGAGACAUUACACCAUAAUAAUAUAUACAUAUAAUAACAAGCCAUGGUCGACUCAAGAUCAAAAAGACGUCAUCAUCAUCUUGAUGAACAGCAACAAAGCCAAGAAGAACAAAAUCUGCUGUGUCCUGUCCUGUUGUUGUUUUACGAGCCCGUCUAAAGCAUGAGCGUUUUCACUUUUUCCAGAAAGUUCAUGUGCAUCGCCGCUUGUCUAUAUUAGAAAUCAGGUGUGCGGAUGCGGGAGUUAAUGUUGAAUUUCAGUAAGUAAGUAGGGGAUUUUAUCCACCCUAAAUAAAGCGAUUCCCUUCAAUCUAGUUAAUACUGACUCAUUCAUAAAUUAGUUGCGGCAAAAAUGCUGAUUACCGAUGUAAUUGUCCAUGAAUCUGCUGUAUUAGUGAUUAUAAUUACUUAUCUAUAAAUGGUCUGCAGCAUAAAUAAACCUGCAUUGCAGUGUCAUGCAUUUGAUAAAAUGACAGAGAAAAUGGACAUAAGAUAAUUUUUCAGUGCAGCUAAACACCAGGUACAAAAAGUUCACAUAUUAAGCAAUUUGGCUUUCUGAAUUAAUCCUUAUGAAAACACUAAUAUCACAUUAUUAAUCACAGGCAAAUGAGAAAGAAAUGAUUGAGGAACAGGCAGAGCAGGGUCAGUCAGAUGUACAGUGUCAGGCUGAUUUAUACUUCUGCGUCAAACGCUGACGCGUAGCCCUUCACCGUGGCCGUCGGCGUCACUGACGUGCACCUCUCAAAAAAUGUAACUACACGUCGCAACAACGCGUAGCGCAAGCUCUGUGAUUGGUCGCCUUGGUAGCACUGACGUGUCUGGUCGGGACCCAGAGCCGCGCGAAUGGCGCGAGCGAUUGUUUACAAGUGUGGAGAAAAUGUCUUUUCCUGCAUUGAUUCUGCUUCAGGAGUCAGUUGACUGUAAACAACACAA
Molecule: messenger RNA, 2899 nt
Organism: Danio rerio (zebrafish)
Lineage: Eukaryota; Metazoa; Chordata; Actinopteri; Cypriniformes; Danionidae
Source: RefSeq, a predicted model, not a curated record